Molecule: messenger RNA, 1428 nt
Organism: Trematosphaeria pertusa
Lineage: Eukaryota; Fungi; Ascomycota; Dothideomycetes; Pleosporales; Trematosphaeriaceae
Product: FAD-binding domain-containing protein
Exons: 1
Coding region: 1-1428 (475 amino acids)
Molecular function (GO): oxidoreductase activity; FAD binding
Source: RefSeq, a predicted model, not a curated record
AUGUCAGACAUCAAGGCCGCCCUCCCGCCAACAUGCACAGUCGUUGUCCCAACAGCAGACACACCCAUCCACGAGGCAAUCCCGCGCUGGUCCGACGCGCUCAUCUCCCUCCCCUACGCCAUCGUAACGCCCUCAACCACCGCCGACAUCACCGCAGCAAUCGCCUAUGCUGCCGCCAACAACCUCCGCAUCAUCCCCGCGGCGGGCGGCCACGCGUCCUUUGUCCCCGUCACCACGCAGACCAUCUACCUAGACAUGCGCAGCUUCCAGGACGUCGAGCUCGAUGAGGUGAAGCAGCAGGUCACCAUCGGCGGCGGAUGUCUCGCCGGGCGCGUUAUGAAGAGCCUGGCAGAGAAGGGAUGGUACACGGCGGUGCCGAACUCGGAUGCUGUGGGGAUGGUGGGCGCGUUGCUCGGGGGGAUGAAUCAUCCGCUCAUUGGGCUGCAUGGCAUGGGGAGCGAUUGCGUGCGCGGGAUCACUGUGGUUCCGUUUUCAAGAGCUGGGGGAGAGGUGGAGCCGGUAACGGUGGGUCCGGAGUCUGAGGGCGAGGAAAGAGCAUUGUUCGAUGCGCUGCGUGGUGCCGGACAUGGGCUGGGCGUCGUUACCAGCGUCACGCUGCAGGUGUGGCGGAUCGGCGCGCUGCGGCUGUCCGACGGCAAGGUCUGGACGCGUAGACUCAUGUUCCCUGCGUUGCAGCUCAGCACGGCAACACGUGCAUAUAUCUCUCUGGUUCCGCCUGCGCCGCAACUCGCGCCCGUGCUGGCGUUCCUGCGCGCUCCGCCCUCGGCCCUAAACCCCGGAGCGCCACUGGUAAUGCUCGCGGUGAGCUAUUUUGGGCCGGCGGAGGAGGCGGAGAGGGUGUGUGCGAGAACUUUUGAGGACGGGGUGGUUGCUGCUGCGGGGAGUGCGGUGACGGGGAUGGUGGAGUGGGGGAGGUUGAAUGAGGGGAAUGCAGUAUUGAACAGGCAUGGGGGGUUUAAAGAGUAUCAUAGCGCAUUUGUUAGAGAGUUCGAUGAGGAGGGUAUUGCGCGGGCGUUUGAAGCGUGGGAAGCAUUUACGCGGAAAGAUGUGCCGGGCCGGGGAGCGAGCUACGUGGUUCUAGGGUCGUGGAGCGCGGAGAAGAUGAUGGAGCGUGGAGGAAGGGGGUUCUUUAAUGCAAGAGAUAGGGGCACUUUUGUACAAGCCACGCCUUGGUAUGUGGAGGCUCGAGAGGAGGAGGCGGAUGAUUUUGGGAGGGGAGUUUUGGAGGCGAUUAGGGGGAGAGAUCGGAGUGUGGGUAGGAGGGAUUGGGGUUUUGGGAAUAAUUUGCUGGCCGGGAUGGAUAUGCGUGAGGUGUAUAGCGAGGAGCAGAUGAAGGAGGUAAGCGGGGUGAAGCGGGCUUGGGAUAACGCGGGUGUGGGGUGGAGUCCUGCGGUUGAGGGGUGGUGA